This is a messenger RNA of Marasmius oreades (fairy-ring Marasmius), 1100 nucleotides long. RefSeq lists its product as uncharacterized. The coding region runs from base 60 to 881 and encodes 273 amino acids. The transcript has 6 exons. Gene Ontology annotation, cellular component: GINS complex. The record is from RefSeq and is a predicted model, not a curated record. NCBI's taxonomy places the organism in Eukaryota, Fungi, Basidiomycota, Agaricomycetes, Agaricales, Marasmiaceae. Gene Ontology annotation, biological process: DNA-templated DNA replication; double-strand break repair via break-induced replication.
GUGCUCUCGUGUCCUUUCUCUUCCACGUUCUUUCGUUUUGUAACCUUGCUGCUUGCAAUAUGGAUUGGGAAGCGGAAUUCCAAGCCGGAACUUUACUGAAUAAUGUAAACGAGAAAACGUCUCGCUCUACCACCGAUAGAGGUACUUCCAGCUCAACACGACACGGACGAUCAACUACUCUUUUAGGAGACGAUGAGGACGAUCGCGAUGUUUCUAUGGCUGGUCCCAGCUCCGACCCAGCUGUCGAUGAAAUUCUGGAGUGGAAUAUAGCAGAAGAGGCACACCUCGAGAAACUAACGAGACAUUGGAUGAACGAAAGACACUGUCCGGACAUCCUACCUGCGGAGGAUGAGCUUCUGUCGUCGUUGCUGGAUCAUAUUCGUCGGCAAUCAGAAGCGGUCCAACUAUUACGCGGUGAACUGUCUACUUCUGAAGAGGAGCAUUUAAGGAUAAUGUUGGUGCAGACGGAGGUUGAGCGUAUCAAGUUUGUAUUGAGAUCGUAUAUUCGGACUCGGCUUUGGAAGAUUGAGAAGUACGCGCGACAUAUCGUCGGUAACGAAGAAAUGCAGGCAAGGUUGACGACUUCGGAACUUGAACAUGCUCGACGAUUCGCCAAGUUGACCGAUCAACACUUCCACCAUUCGGUUCUCCAAAGUCUUCCCGAAAUGCGAGUGGAUUUGGAUGAUGAACCAAUGCUCGCGCCUUCCAUGGUAACUCAACCAGACCUCAAGCGACCUGUUUUUGUGCAUGCACUGACGACAUGUCCUAUAAUACAAUUCGAAGAUGGAACCUCGUUGCAGAUGAACAAAGGACACAUUUCUUUGAUGGCUUAUGCUGCGGCGGAAAAGUUACUAUUGAGGGGAGAUGUUGAGCUCGUCUGAUAUAGCCGGAAUAAUCUUCGUUAUCACCUGCCCUGAUUCGAGGGUUCACGCUCUUCUUCCCUGUUACGACCGGAAGUAAGUGUGUAUUCUUUUCUUCCGCUUCGGAUGGAGAGAGUCAGCGCUGUAUGUAUACCAUUGUUGUGGCUAGUACUAGUGCAUGCUUGAUAUAACCACGAAUAAGAAUCCAGCCUCACAGUCAAGGUCGCAUUAUGGGCUGCC